Molecule: messenger RNA, 1041 nt
Organism: Centruroides sculpturatus (bark scorpion)
Lineage: Eukaryota; Metazoa; Arthropoda; Arachnida; Scorpiones; Buthidae
Exons: 9
Coding region: 58-1041 (327 amino acids)
Source: RefSeq, a predicted model, not a curated record
AUUCAUUUACAGACAUUUUAAACCAAUCUUAAUCAUAAAGUGGAUAGAAGCGUCGAGAUGAAGUCGUUCGUGGUUUUCGCAGUGGUUCUUUCUACGAUUGGAUUUUCAGUCGAGCAGCAAUGUGAAGAAAUCGUGACUCCUGUGUCAACGAGCUCCCAUACAAACAUAUACGACGAACGUGGCAUUGGUAUGCUGAUAAAAAAGCAAACAUUCCAGGCAAAUCUCGGAAAUACUUUCUACGUUAGAAGCGUUACGGUUCGAUAUUUCCUUGGAAAUUCUUCUGCUUCGAACGUCGAAUUUUUACUCGAAGGCUAUUUGACAGAGGUUAAAUACGUAGAUAGAAGGGGAAGAUUAUCCAGACAACAAUCGAACGAAGCUUACACGUUUGUUUUACCGGAAGUUCUUGUAGAUAAGUUGGAGCUGAGUGCUCGAACACCUUAUCAGAUUAACGAAAGCAAUUCGUAUCUUCGCUACGAAAUACGAGGAUGUCCAAUUGAAUUUCGAUGCCAUGAUGUCGUUCAACCUCUUUCUGUCGUUCGUAAAUCGUAUCCUUCCGAGUUGCCACGAUGUCCGUACAUGUUUCAGGUUUCGCUCCCACGACGGUUUAACAUUACCGAAAUCAGCGUUACCUUCGAUUUAGAAAAUGCACCCGUUGUUGUCGACGACGUCAAUUUGUAUACCGAUUUUGUCACUUCGUUAUCACUUCAACAGGGUGAAACAGUUUCGGUUUACGAUUUUUCCAAGCCAAUCUCCGUUUACCCACGUGAUGCCUCCACUGACAAGUUCUGGUUACAACCGUGGCCACUUCCCGAUUGUAAUGAAAAUGACCUCACUUCUUACAUGGAUAUGAAGAUAUACGGAUGUCCUUACGAUACAAUAUGCGAUUCAGUAAUACCCGCAAAAUGGAAAUUUCUACGAAGAACCGAACACCAAUUUCAACAUUGUUCUCAAUUCUUGAAUCUGGUUUUGGAUUCGGAAUUUUACGUAACAAGUCCUUUCACAGGCUAUGUUCACUGCUCGGCCAUGUCUUUCUCUCUUUAG